Molecule: messenger RNA, 3414 nt
Organism: Pseudo-nitzschia multistriata
Lineage: Eukaryota; Bacillariophyta; Bacillariophyceae; Bacillariales; Bacillariaceae
Source: the annotation of a GenBank genome assembly
CUCAAAAGUAGAAGUACUUUGUAAUCAAAAACUGUUACAGAUGUAGAGUAAUACUAAAUUUUCGGUCUGUCAGUCUAUCAAAAGUAGCACAUUUAUUGACGGGAAUGACCCAUACUCGUACCGGUAGAAUCAACCACCGAACGCUUUUUGCUCUGUCAUUUUGAACUUUAAAUUUUAGAACUGCUUUGCAGCAUUUUUUUGACAGAAAAGCAUCUGAUACGAAGACGUCAUAUUAUUUUCAAUCAUCACCAUUUGAACGUUGUCCUUGUUCAAACAACGGUACUAAGAACAAACAUCCUGGUUCCGACCCAACGAACCGAAAAGUACCACUCAUCGAUAUCAAGACAACAUGGAGCAGCAAUUAGGUCGGCAGCAACAAACACCAUGUCGCAAGUACUGCACGCGAUUACUGUUUUACACCUUCCUCACUGCAGCGGCUAGCGACUGUGAUGGAUUCAAUGCCCUUUUGUCAUCGGAGUGCGCUAGAAGAACUGUCGUCUUCUCACACAACGGGGCACGAGUGCAAGCUUCGCAGAUACUACGCCAGCAACAUUUGACAAAGCAAUCAUUGGUCGUUACAAAUAAUUCAUCAAGAAACAAUGCCAUGUUAAGAUUUUCCACUGCAGCAACCUCGGAAUCGUCAUCAGAGCCUUUGGAUUCGAACCAAAAUAUUGUGGACCGAAUUCGAUCGCGGAUAAGAUCCAAACAGGUGCGAAAGAACACAGAAAAAUCAACGUCCUAUCAAUGGACGAAACAGAACUUGGCCAUCGCGCUCCCCGCCCUCAUGGGCCUUCUUGCAGAUCCUCUGUUGAGCAUAGUCGAUACCGCAUUUGUUGGACGCAGUGUUGGAGGAGCCAUAGAUUUGGCAGCUCUUGGAGUGUGUACGAGUAUCUUUCACAUGGCAUUUACUGUAUUUAGAGCAUCAACGGUGGCAACGACAUCACUGGUAGGAAGUGCUAGCACGCCCGAAGAGAAGAGGCAAACCACCAAGAUUUCAAUGGGUUUUGCUUUGGCCAUGGGCACCCUUGUCUUUCUUUCCUUGCGUUUGGCAGGAGGGCAUAUGCUGACCGGAAUGGCUGUCGCACCAAACUCGGAUGUGUUUCGGUCGGCUUGUAGCUAUCUGUAUACUAGAUCAUGGGCUGCCCCGGCGGUAUUGUUCGUAUUGGUGGCCGAGGGUGCAUUUCGUGGGAAUGGGGACAGCAAGACACCAUUGGUUGCCGCGUCGGUAGCAGCCGUUGUAAAUCUAAUUCUUGAUCCACUCCUGAUGUUCCCUUUACGCAUGGGGAUGGCAGGUGCCGCCGCCGCGACAGCAAUUUCUCAGAUAGCUGCUGCUGCUUUGUACGCCUGGCGCCUAUGGAAGCGCCAGCUUUUGCCCCAACCACAAGAUAGUUGUGGCAGCAUAAAAGCUGGCAAGGUCGUAAAGGRUAUUAUCGGUGCCAAUGCCGCAAUGUUGUCAAAGAAUUUUUCUAUGUUGGUUUUCUACACCGCUGCCACAACCACGGCAACCCGCAUCGGCGCUGCGCACGUGGCAACUCAUCAGGUUUGUUUGUCACUAUUUUGGUUGCUGACAAUGUGGUUGGACAGCGGAGGUGUGAGCGCCCAAUUGCUUCUUAGCAAGAGCAUUGGUGAAGGUGACAGUAUUCAAAAAAUCAAAUCGUUGACGAAGUACAUGGUCAAGUUUGCCUUGGUACAAGGACUCGCCUUUUCUACAUUUGUGUGUGGCAUCGGAAGAUACGUUCCAGCAGGAUUCACCCAAGAUCCCGUGGUAUCCCGUUACAUAAUGCAGUGCAUACCCCAACUCUGCCUGCAAAUGGUACUCGUAUCAUUGUGUCUGGUUCUAGAAGGUUUAGCAAUCGGAGGGAAGCAGUUUCGUUUCAUGGCAUCUGGAACAGCUGUUGCCACAGCUGUUGGACUUUGGCAAAUGCGCUUCGCGACAUCCGUUGUAGAUAUCUGGUCCGGUGCUGUCAACACUUUUUUCGGGCUUCGCUUGCUAAAUGGGAUCAUCGGAGUAGCUCGAGUCCACAUGGGACUCAAAAAGAAAASUACUACCGAUUGAGACGAUUCCAUAGUUGCGAGGAUAUAGAACCUCAAUGGUUGAUCCCAAUUUCCUGUUAAUGUUUAAUUACACCUACUAGUGACACAUCAAAAGCGAAUCCGGAUUUUCAACAGGGUUUUCCAAAGCCUUUCCUAUUUCAAGGUGGUCACURGAACGCUGGCUCUUCUUCAAUUUCCGUACCUCCAUGUCUGAAGGAUAUCGUGUCAAUGGUGUCGAUAUCCAACUCGGGGUACUCCUCAGCUAGCUUUUGCUUAAUGAUGUCAAUGUGUCUCAUUCGGGGGGGCGGUACAUCAAGGUAGYCGUGAAGUCUGUAUAUUUUUUCAUCUGCCACAAAGUUAUUAGACGCACCAGUAGUCUCGCUGUCGUUGGCUUUGUGAUCGGUUUUGAAUUUAAGGCACAAAUCCAUCGACGAUCGAGGCAUAUCACCGAAGUUUCUAUCCAAAACAUAGGGUGAUGUGCCUCGCCUGCUAAAAUCCUUCCGAAGGACGUACAUGUCACAAACGCCGGAGCUCCAAACCGAGUGAAAGGUCGUCGGGGACCAAUUGUAGAGCUGCAUCAAAACGAAUCGCAUGCUCAGUGAAUGGGUCACCACAACGAUCGCAUCGACGUGGUCAUAUCCUACCCGUUCGUUGGUAGCAAGGAUACUUUCGUGCCACCAGGACUUGACACGGUCGUAGACGUCCGCUCCAGAUUCGCCCGUUGGGAAUCGGUACCAAAAACGUCCAACUUUUAGCUGCUCUUCUCGAAAGGAGUCGACGUCUCGUUUCGGAAAAUUCCCGGCUUCUUGUUCUCGGAUCCGAGAUUCGGGGAGUGUUUGGACCACACGGUGCUCAAAAUAGGGUAUUGCAGCGGCGGUUGUUUGAAGCGUUCGUUCGAAGGGGCUGACCUGGAUCUGGACUCGGUUGAUGUGCUUCGAUGUUUCUUGUUCGUACGCUUCAAAGAGGGCUUCGAUGCGCCUCCCCGCCUCUUUUGAUUGCUGGAUCCCGGUAUCGGUUAGAUUGAUUUGGUUGUCAGGUUUGGUACGCCACAGAGUGUUAUCGGCAUUGGCUUCGGAUUCGCCGUGCCUCAGCAAAAUCACGAGCUCGGGGAGACGCUUGCGCUUUUCUUCCAGACAGCCACAAAAGGAUACCCGACAUCCCUGGUGCUUGCGUUGUUCCUUCGAAUUCUGGUUGCGGUUUUUCCUCUUCUCCAAGACCAACAAGGCUGCCAAACUACCAAUCAUCGUUCCCACGGCGAGCCACGCGAUGGUAUUCGUUCUUGYAGCAGAACAUGACGCGUUGUUCACCAUUUUGGCUCCGACUUCUCGAUCCGAGUGCUAGAAUCAGAGACGGAAGAAGCAAUUAAUACGCAUAAUAGUU